Molecule: messenger RNA, 2784 nt
Organism: Ictalurus punctatus (channel catfish)
Lineage: Eukaryota; Metazoa; Chordata; Actinopteri; Siluriformes; Ictaluridae
Gene: tacc3
Product: transforming, acidic coiled-coil containing protein 3
Exons: 16
Coding region: 118-2667 (849 amino acids)
Biological process (GO): mitotic spindle organization; cell population proliferation; cerebral cortex development
Cellular component (GO): cytoplasm
Source: RefSeq, a predicted model, not a curated record
UUUAAAUUUGAAAUUUGUAGCUGCUGCAGUGAGGCGUCUCAUAACAGAGGACACAGAAGUGUGCACGAGCGCGGAGCUGCCACGAGAAGAGAAGAUAUUCCGGGAUAUAAUCUGAGUAUGAGCUCAGAGGCGGUGAACGAUGAGAAUCGGGGCGUUCAGCUCGUCCACAAGCACGUCCCGUCCGACUCAGCCGCUGACAUUUUUGCUCUGGAUCAGCCCACCGGCAGGCCGUCCAUCCUGAGACCGUCUCAGGCCGAGAACCUUAACAAAAACAUCCCUAAAGGAGUGAAGGUGUGUUUCCAGACUCCGCUCAGAGACCCGGUCACGAAGAAGAUCAUGUCCCCGAGUCGCGUGGGCACGAUGGCCGCGCUGGACGACUGCACUAACUCGCUGGAGUCUCUCAUGCUCACGUCGCCUCCUCCACCCAGCGUUCCCACUAAACCAGGCUCUUCCUUUCCUGACGAUGACAUGCCCAUUCGGAGCAAAGGAGGCUACACCAUCGACUUCGACAACCUGGACUGUGUGAAUCCUUUCCAGAGCUCCGGUAUAAUGAUCCCGUCUUCAACCCAACCUGCUGCUCUGCUGUCCGACACCCUGAUGGCGGCGGAGCCGGCUCUCCCCGCAUCGUCGCCGGCUCCCGAAGAGGUGGAAACCGUUAAGGAAAGGGCCGACAUGGCUUUGGAUGAGACUCUCCCUUUUAUCCCAUCUGUGGAGAAUUCCCUGGCGGAUUUAUCUGCGGGCGGUGCGUCCACAGACACCACUGUGAUCAUCGAGCCGAAGAUAACGACGCUCGCCGACAGUACGGUGAACGUAGAGAUCCCUGAACCGGAGCCUGCGCCUGUAGUUAAUGAAGACGUAAAGGAGUCACUUUCACUCCCUAAAGGAUCCUACCAGGUUGAUUUCGAUGACCUCGACUCGGUGAACCCUUUCCAAACCGGUAGUUCGAAACUCCAGAACACUCCUCCCGUCUCCAGGAAAUCACCCGUCUGCAAUUCGGCACUGUCUCGAGCCGAGGAGAUGAGCUCGGGAGCGACGGCGCCGCCCAGCGAGCCAGAAGAUGUACUCCUCACCACGGAGAGGCCCGGCCUUACCAAGGUGAACCCUGACCCCGCCGCCCCCUCAGUAGCGCCCCCUAAAGAGGCUCCCAUGCUUUUGGAGUUCCACUUUGACGAUGAGGCCAAAGUCGAACGCAAACCUCCUCCCAAACGCCUCGGCUUAAAGAAGCCGCCUCUUUCCAAAACGAAAACCGCCGCUCCAAAACCAGCGUCUGCUCCCGCCGAGAAGAAAAGUCCAGAAAUCGAACCCAACGCGGCGACGGAAAUUCCUCCAACGAGAGGCGCUUACUCUGUUGACUUUGACCAGUUCGAUGAUCCGAACUUUAAUCCAUUCGGUGCGAAGGCGAAGAUGGGAAGUUCUCCUCCGCGUGACGCUCCAGUGGCGAGUCAAGUCCCUGAACAGCCGGAGAACCACACACACAGUUCUCCUUCCUCUGAAGCUGAAAAAUCAGCAGAAGCUGAACCAUCUUUCACUGAGGCAGCGGAAGAACCCGAGGCCUUACCGGUCGCUGAAACCCACCAGCCCCGCGUUCCGGUUCUUCCACAGAAGACCGAGGAGCCGGCUUUUCCAUGCGCGCUGAGCCAGAGCGCAGAGUUUGACAUCAUUGCAGCGGAUGAUGAGUUUGUUCCUGGCUCCAUGUUCAUGCCGAGUGACCUGGAUGGACAGAUCGAUUAUCUGGAGCAGUUUGGAUCCAGCACUUUUAAGGAAUCCGCUCUGCGUAAGCAGUCCCUCUAUCUGAAGUUUGACCCUCUGCUGAAGGAGAGCCCAAAGAAAGCUGCAGCAGACAGCUCCAGCUCCGGGUUCAGUCUGCCUCGUCCCUCUCUGGCCAUCCGGAUGAUGGAGGCUGCGAGGUCAGAGGUCAGGAGGAAAUCUCAGCAGGAAAGCUCAAAACUGCUGGAGGACUUUACCUCACCGGCGGAGCCUGCGGUGGUUCAGGACCCCACCGUGCUGGACCUGCUGGUGCCGACGCUGAAGCAGACCCAGAAGAGCGAGGACAUGAUCGUGGACAUGCUGAAGUACACUCAGAAAGACCUGGACGCUGCUCUGGAAAAGGCCCAAAAACAGGCGGCGGCUCAGAUCGAGAAGCUCACGCUGGACAAUCAGCACAUGGUGCUGAUCGUGUCGGAGUUCGAGGCACUCAUCGCUCAGCUCACAGCCGAGCACAAGCAGAAGGACGAGCUGGCGCAGGCUGAGCUGAGCAGAGUGCUUCAGGAGAAACAGCAGCUGGCCAAAGAGCUGAGCGACAUGGAGCGCUCCUUCUCCGAUGUGGUCAAGCGUCUGGACCGACGCAAGGAAGUCAUCGAUGGCUUCAAGAAGAACGAGGAGACGCUGAAACAGUGCGCUCAGAGCUACUUGGCCAGACUGCAGAAGGAUGAGCAGCGUUAUCAGACGCUGAAAACUCACGCCGAGGAGAAAAUCGACCAGGCGAAUAAGCAGAUAGCGGAGGUGCGUGCUAAGUUGGGAUCGGAGGUUUCUGCUCUUCAGGUGCAGUUGAGGAGAGAGCAGCUCAAAGUGCAGUCCCUGGAGAAGAACCUGGAGCAGAAGACAAAGGAGGUGGAAGACGUCACAAAGCUCUGCGAUGAGCUGAUCGUGAAAGUGCAGCAGCAAUAAGAUUGUUCAUGUCUGUGUUUUUGUUUGUGUUUGAUUUGUUCUGUCGUUGUUGCUUUAAUUGUUCAAUUAUUGUUCUUAUUCUUGUACUUAUUGAAAUAAAAGACUUUUACUGUGUCA